This is a messenger RNA of Monoraphidium neglectum, 759 nucleotides long. RefSeq lists its product as hypothetical. Lineage: Eukaryota; Viridiplantae; Chlorophyta; Chlorophyceae; Sphaeropleales; Selenastraceae. The transcript has 9 exons. Bases 1 to 759 code for a protein of 252 amino acids. The record is from RefSeq and is a predicted model, not a curated record.
AUGAUUGGCAGUGGUUCCUGCGGCUAUGGCUACCUGUGGAAGGACGAGCCCCUUGGCUGGGAUGUUGCCGCGGCUACUGAUUUCAUGGACGGCUAUGAAGACAACCACUUUGAUGUGUCUGUCUGGGCUUGGGAAAAGCUGGCUGACAAGAAGUGGGGCGUGAUCGGCGGCCGCCCCACACGCGAUUGGCCCGAGUAUUCUGGCGAGCCUGAUGUGCUCAGGGUGUUUGACAACGGCGUGGCCCCCUACUGGUGGGUGGAGCAGUGGAACGCCUGGGUGCAGCCGCAGAGCGAUGCCAUGCAGUCUGGCAUGAGGAAGGGCCAGGGCUUCUGUGCCAAGAUCUCCCAGUCGGGUGGCAUCAGAUUCAAGACCAAUCCAGGCGCCUUCCAGAACAAGUACAAGAUCAAUUUCUGGGUGUAUGUGGGCGUCACCGGUUGGGAGGGCACCGCCGCCAAGAUCCCCGACAUCUGGAUCAGGAUCGGCGGCGACAAGGGCGCCUGCAACCUGGUGCGUGUUCACGACUCCAGCCCCAACGCGUUCGAGCCCAUGUGCCAGUACUGCGCCGACUACUACUGGCGCUGGACCCACUACCUGCCCUGGUACGGCGGCGCGUCCACCAGCCAGAUCUACAACAGCGGCGACUCGUUCAAGGGCUGCGGCGGCAACGGCGUGUGGGACCUGGACUACAUCGAGUUCGUGGCCCCCUACAACUGGGGCGGCGACCGCUGGCUCUGCAUCGACAACAUCCAGCUCGUCUGA